Danaus chrysippus (African queen) is the source of this 729-nucleotide messenger RNA. The record is from the annotation of a GenBank genome assembly. NCBI's taxonomy places the organism in Eukaryota, Metazoa, Arthropoda, Insecta, Lepidoptera, Nymphalidae.
AUGAGAAAGUUUGCGGCCACAAAGCCCCAUGCCGGCCGUCUCGGUACAACGUCAAAGGAGAUUAGUAUAAUAAAAAUGGCCUGGGGAUAUUGGUCUGCGUCGUCCGUGAUGCCGGAUCGCGGGCGGAGUCCGCGUCGUGCUGGCACCUCGGUGGUACACGCGCAUCCGAACCCACCGACUGCGAGGGAAGUGAUGGAAACACACGACGAGAGCAUCAUCCACACCGCCUCCACGUCCAGAGAUAGCCGCGACCACUCAGCCUCACCACACUCCUCCUCCAACGGCGGCCACUCCCAUCAUCACGAGGUGCGGCACGCGGUACCCGCCAGUGCACUAUUUGGAGAAAGUUACGGAGAACUGUCUAGAAGACCGUCUCUGGAUUUAGGUUCGGUACGGAGUGCUUUAGCCUCGUGUUCGGGCGGAGGGACGCUUAGUGCCGGGUCGACGUUGACGCGCGGUGGUACCCUCGCUGAUUACUUGCCACCGACGCCGUGCCCUCACCACCAUCGGGUUUAUGUCGACCAUCACAAACACUACGAACAGCCGAUCCAACCCGUGCAUGUGGGUGUACCCCAUCACUCACACUCACACGCAUCCAGUAGACAUCACACAGACGACGAAGAUGACUUGGAACCAGCGUACGCCACAGGUAUGUCGAUUAAUUUGUAUCUCUGUGAAACUUCAACAUACUCUCGAUUUGUCCCAAAAGUGGGAGCAUGUGGAAUGUAA